Messenger RNA from Clunio marinus, 225 nucleotides. The record is from the annotation of a GenBank genome assembly. Lineage: Eukaryota; Metazoa; Arthropoda; Insecta; Diptera; Chironomidae.
AUGGAGUGCGCUCUGCUAAAAUACCACAUCCAAAGUACUGAAGCGACUAACGUCCUUGGCAUGAGGCGCUUUCCAACUCAAAAGCUCAUCACAUAUCUCACAACAUCCGACAUUAGCCUCAAGAGACGGGUAAUGUUAUUGUUAGAAUGGAGGAUAAACAAAUCUUCAAAUCGCUUACAAGAUAAGAACAGUUCCAAUGCAACAAAUGGCAAUUUGAUUAGUUAA